AUGGCUCUCGCGCUCCCCUCUCUCUCCGUCCUCAACAACCCCCAGACGAAGAAAUGGCUGUACCCUACGUUGUGGUUCAUACUCGUGGUGUGGUUCCUCAGUUCCACCGUCCAUAAGACCGGUCACUACCAUGGAGCACCCACUCGGCUCCUCACGAACUCCUCGCUGUCAAACAUCGUACACGAUCUCUCACACUCGGACUCCUCAGGAUCCGUAUCGAAUGGCGGAAACCAGCCGGGCGUCACUGCCAAUGCGAGCACGAGUAUCAAGUCUGCGGUCAUAAUCGAGACGCGGAGAUCGGCUGCCAUCAUCCCUCUUGUGCUACAUUUCAGUGCUGUAUUGGGUCCCGAUUGGCCUGUUAUCAUAUAUACCUCUGCGGAGAAUUUUGGGUCUUUUACUACAUCACAAGCCUUGCUGCGGCAUCAGAAAAGCGGGAGAGUGGUUAUCCGGUCCUUGCCUGAGGGGCUGUUCUUCCCGAACUGGGACUCGGUGUCAAAUUUUUUGACCACUCCGUGGUUGUGGAAUGAUCUUGCGCCGGCAGACCAUGUUCUUAUUUUCCAGAGUGACAGUGUACUGUGCACGAACAGCGUGAGGAGCGUGGAAGAUUUCUUUGAAUAUGACUAUGUGGGUGCGCCCAUUGCACCUGAGCUGGGAGUUGGAUACAAUGGAGGGUUGAGCUUAAGGAAGAGAACUACAAUGUUGAGAGUUCUGGAAGAGUUCCAGUGGGGUGGAGGUCCUGAAGAUCAGUGGUAUUUUGCCAGAAUGGCUGAGCUUAGAACAGCUGAUGAAGAGAGUGGAAUAGAAAACGGUAUUCGGUUACCAAGUAUGGAAACGGCGAGAACGUUUGCUGUAGAGACGAUAGACUACCCGACGCCGCUGGGACUACAUCAACCCACGAGGUUUAUAGCUGCACAUGAUCAUAUGAUACCCUUGGACGACUGGUGUCCGGAAUAUAAAUUGGCGCGAACAGAUCGGAUUAAUGAGUAG
This is a messenger RNA of Cadophora gregata, 987 nucleotides long. RefSeq lists its product as uncharacterized. The record is from RefSeq and is a predicted model, not a curated record. The transcript has 3 exons. NCBI's taxonomy places the organism in Eukaryota, Fungi, Ascomycota, Leotiomycetes, Helotiales, Ploettnerulaceae. Bases 1 to 987 code for a protein of 328 amino acids.